AGGAUGUCGUAGUUCGGCCGCGAUUCCCGGCAGUCGGAGAUGGCGGCUGUGGUUCGGCGGGAGCGGGAUUAGCGGUGUGGACUGUGAGCAGUGAGAAACCAUGACUAUUAUAGACAAAGUAUCUUCAGCUCAAGCAGCUUGCCAGAAUCAUGUGUGCAACACCAUCAGACCGUCAUCUGGAGGUAUGGACACAGCUUGUGCAAUAUGCGGCGUAGUAACAGCUCUAGCUAAACUCUCUCUUGGACCUAUUCCUGGUGCUGCUGUCUUCUCAAAUUCAUCUGUUCCUGAGGAGCCCUUGCCUUCAGAGCAGACUGUUCCACCAAUGGAGGUACCAGGAGAUGGCAUUGACCCCCCGGAAAAGAUCCUUUUUCCUACAGAGAAGAUCUCCAUGAAGUGGCACAGAAUACAGAAAGUUGGAGCUGGUCUCCAAAAUCUCGGAAAUACUUGCUUUGUAAACUCUGUAUUGCAGUGUUUAACGUAUACUGCACCGCUUGCCAACUACCUGCUUACCCGUGAACACUCAAAAACAUGUCGAGAUCAGGAUUUCUGUCUGAUGUGUGUGAUGCAGUCACAUGUAUUACAGGCUCUGUCUAACUCAGGUGGUGUUAUCAAGCCUACUAGUGUGAUCAACGACCUGAGACGUAUUGCAAAGCACUUCCGUUACGGUAGUCAGGAAGAUGCACAUGAAUUCCUUCGUUUUACGGUAGAAGAGCUUCAAAAAUCAUGUCUUAAAGGUUGCUACAGGUUUGGUAGAAACACACAAGCAACAACUCUUGUUAACCAAAUAUUUGGUGGUUAUCUUCGUUCUAGAGUGAAAUGUCUCAACUGUAAAGCGGUUUCAGACACCUAUGACCAGUAUCUUGAUCUCACUCUGGAGAUUAAGUCCUCCCACAGCAUAAACAAAGCAUUGGAGCAUUUUGUUAAGCCAGAACAACUGGAAGGGGAUAACGCUUAUAAGUGUGGAAAGUGUAAGCAAAUGGUGACUGCUUCUAAGAGGUUUACUAUCCACCAAACAUCAAAUGUGCUCACUCUGUCACUCAAGAGGUUUGCAAGCUUCUCUGGAGGAAAACUAUCCAAAGAGGUUAAAUAUCCAGAAUAUCUUGAUGUCCGUCCAUACACCUCCCACCCCAAUGGCGAUCCAAUUAUUUAUCAUUUAUAUGCUGUCCUUGUUCAUACUGGUUUUAGUUGCCAUGGUGGACAUUAUUAUUCAUACAUUAAGGCCAGCAAUGACCAGUGGUAUCUAAUGAAUGAUUCCGUUGUAUCCAGUGCUGAUAUCCGUACGGUGUUAAACCAACAGGCUUAUUUGCUGUUUUACAUCAGGUCUCAGAAUUCACAGAAUACGCAGAAUGGAUCCGGGGUUUACACUGUGCAUACUGCUCGGCCAACCUCUCCACAGCCAAGUAGUAGCCAGAGAGGAGGCAGCAGCAAAUCUUUUAUAGGACCCACACACGUGAUAAAGAAUGGAAAACCUGUUAAUGGCAACCGGUCACCAAAAAUAGCACUUAAUAAUUCCAUGAUGAACAACGGCAUGAAUCCAAAAAGAUCAUCCUUUAACAACACGCCCAUUAACAGACAAUCUAUCAAUACAUCUACCAAGAAGCAGAAAAUCACUAUAAAUAUAAGCAAGCUCCCGAACCACCACGCACAUUCCUUGUCAAUCUCUCAAAAGGCAGACUCUGUAUCUACUACUACUACUGCAUCAUCCACAUUAACCAAACCCAUUACAGGGCACUCUACCUCAGCAGCUCCUACACCUUAUGUACAUAAACCAGUGCCACACAAACCCUAUCCUACUUCAAUAGUGAAUGGUCAUUCUAAAAUGCUGGUUCCUUAUGGUGGGGAAUCGUCUGAAGAAUCUGAGGAGGAACUGAAUAGGCCAAAGAAAUGGCAUGGCACCUCUGCAAGCGAGCCUGUUGGUACAAAUGGACUUGGCACUUCUAAUAAUACUCCUAGUAAUGAAACAACCUUAACUGUUACCCAAAAAGAGGAGGUAUCUGUUUCUAUGGUAAAUUUUGUAAGGAAUGGAGUGUCCAACCUAAACACAAAUGGACUCUUAAUUCACAAUAAAGAGCAUCUCAGAGGAUCUGCUUCUCCCAGUAUCAAUAAUGAGAAUGUUAAUUCUAUAUCACAGUUGACUAAAGAAGAGCGAGAAUUUCAGUCAACUUUUACGAACGUACAAAAUGGACGGCCAUCCGAGAAAAGCAUGCAAGACUCGGGAAAUGACACCAUUGACGACAGAAGGUCUUCACUUGCAUCAGAACAUGUUAAAGUCCAGCCUGAGAAUGGUGCAAAGAUUAAUGCAGAAUCAUCUUCUGGGUCUGAGGAGAAACCAAGAAGUGAGAAUAACAGUACUGAAAUUGACGGUUGUAUGAUAAAUGCCCCGUCUACAAAUGGCUACGGCAGUGAGUCUUCCACCCACUUAUUGGAUAUUUCUGAAAGUGAAGGUUCUGUAUCACUUACAGAAUCAAAUCAAAAACAAGAGACUGAAACUUCGGUGAGCUUAUCCAAAAACGGAUAUUGUGCGCACCAAGACUUAACUCAAAAGGCACAGCCCUUUGAACACACUAGCGAUCAUGAAAAUAAAUCAAGCGAGAGGCAAGCCAUUGCGGAGAAGAAGCAAAUUGUUUUUGCGGAUACCAAGAGAGUUAAAAGGGAACACCUCCGAAAUGAAAGAUGCCGCUCUGAUAGUAAUGAUCGGGUGGAUGAGAAGUCUAAAACAAAUGGCCAUAGCAAAGAACGUCAUUCCCAUAAUAGAGGAAGUAGGACACCUGAUCGUUACCGACCAUCUUAUUGUAAUGAAUACAGACAUAGAAACAACUCUAGAAAUAAUUCAUAUUCAUACAAAGACUACAACAGCCAUUACAGGGCAAGGUCAAGAAGUAGAGACAAAGACGACUAUUCUAGAAAGUUUGAUCAUUCAAAACACAGUCGUUCUCGCAGCCAUGAGAGAAACUAUCCAGAUAAAACCAGAAGAUGCGAUGAUUACAGAUAUUCUGAUUAUUAUUCAUCUGGUUUCAGAGAUGCCAAAGAAAGGCACUAUGAUGACCGAGACUAUCAUAACAAAUCCUACAGGGAUUACCGCAGUGGGUGGCAGUAUCCGGAUCGAAAUAAGGGACGAGAGCACUUCUAUGGCCCAAGGCAUAAUCCAUACUACACUCAUUCUCUUCCACGACAGUCUAAUAAGUACUACCAUGAGGAUUCUAGCAAUGUAGAUGAUCACUACCACAAUGAUAUUCAUUCCAAAAAGCGAAAAUUUGAGGACUUGCAUAAGCAAAAAGAAAUCGAUGUUUUGAAUGAAAGAAAACGUAAAUACACUAACGUGCUAGGGAACUGUGAAAAAUAUGAUGCCAGACACAAACUAAUGCAUACUACAACGUAGAAAAUGUGGCAUUUAAGACUAAAAGUAAGGUCCUGUUUUUCAGGGUUUUUUUUGUUUUUAUUUUUCCUUCAAUAAAAAAAUAUAUUUUUCCGUGCCAGAGCAGUUUUUUUUAGUUUG
Messenger RNA from Pelobates fuscus (common spadefoot toad), 3496 nucleotides. It is a transcript of the gene USP42, whose product is annotated as ubiquitin specific peptidase 42. The record is from RefSeq and is a predicted model, not a curated record. Gene Ontology annotation, biological process: regulation of apoptotic process; protein deubiquitination. Gene Ontology annotation, molecular function: cysteine-type deubiquitinase activity. The transcript has 15 exons. The coding region runs from base 101 to 3379 and encodes 1092 amino acids. Gene Ontology annotation, cellular component: nucleus; cytosol. Lineage: Eukaryota; Metazoa; Chordata; Amphibia; Anura; Pelobatidae.